Messenger RNA from Fusarium sp. VM40, 1878 nucleotides. The record is from the annotation of a GenBank genome assembly. NCBI's taxonomy places the organism in Eukaryota, Fungi, Ascomycota, Sordariomycetes, Hypocreales, Nectriaceae.
AUGCGAAACCCCUUCCGACGUCGGAACAAGAAGGAUAAGGCCGGUAGCGGCGGCCAGAGCUCAGACUUCGUCGUUCCUAUAGAGUUUCGCCCUGCCGGUGCUGGAACUCUGCCGUUAUACCCUCCUACUCGCGACUCAGCAUAUCUGCUUGCCCACCUACCACCAAAGGUCCUCGAGCGCAUCUUUUGUUUCGUUUGCCCACACGCCCUUGACGAGAGUUAUGAAACUUGCGAGAGUAGUGCGAGCUCAAGCGAUAGUGUUUGCAUGUUAUGCGACUUGCGCGAUCUAGGUCAUUGUGUUCAAGUUUGUCGCGCAUGGCGACCCAGUGCUGUCAAGGUCUUGUAUCACAGCGUUCGUAUCGAUCCAGUCCACUACUGCCGUCUUGAAGAAUGGCUCGCCGACAAACGCAAAAAGACUUCCCGCUUCGACCGAAAUGGUAUCCCCGAAGAUCCCGCCCAGGCCCGUCUACGUCUCCUCCGACGCACCGUUCGCGACGACCCGACACGCAUUGGAAAGUCGGUCCAGUAUCUAAAGCUUCCCUACAUGUUGCGCGAGUCUUCCCAGGUCGAGCUUGCCCAGACCAUCGCUGUUCUUCCGAACCUACGCUAUGUCGACUUGCCGGAGGGUAUGUUCUGCGAUGACCCUCACUACGCGACUCUCCGCCUCGAAGUCCAAGCUCGAUGCCCAAACCUUCGAAAGAUGACUUAUAUCGGUGGUGCUGAGCGCAGUUUGGCCAUGUUAGCUACAGGACAAGUGUGGCCGAACCUUGAAGUGUUGGAAUUGAAUGACCUUAAUAUCGACCCCAUGACACUUCGAGCUGUUCUCGGUUGUCUCAACAAUCUACAAGCGCUCAAGGUGUCGAACACACCAGGCCUCUCAGAUGAGGUUCUAUCCUCGUCAGAUGGUUUACCUACCCUGCCGCCUAUGAAAGAACUUGUGCUGAAGGAUACACCCGGUGUGACGUUGAAAGGUCUUAUUGAGUAUCUGGCAUGGCAGGAGACACAGCAAGCUCUGACGGUCCUAACACUUAAGGACACCGGUGUUCACCCAGCAAGCUUACAAGAGAUCUUUACCAUGGCUUCGUCUCUCAAGACGUUUGCCAUUCAGUCCAAUGUCUCUGAGCAGUUCCCCAGCUCGGUCAAUUCCCGCCCAUUGGCAUCUCGGUCACUUGAAACAUUAAGAUUCGAGGUUUCCCCAUCUUCAACUGGUGCAUUCUCGAGUGUGACCAUGGGCUAUUAUUCUUAUCUUGCAUCGUCCAUCCUCGGCGGUGGUUUCCCAAAAUUAAGACAGCUUUAUGUUCAUGAUGAGAGCUUCCCAGAUCAACUCCAGGGACUUCCACCACCCAACGCGGCCUUUGCCGGAGGGCACACACGUUCUGGCUCCAACACGUCCACCAGAUCAUCCCCUGGAUUUGCUUUCCCGGCUGCGUCAGGCCUCUCGCCACCAUCGGCAAACUCUCCUCCUUUUGCGCAAAGACGACCAAUAUCAAAUAUUCAGCCAGCCAGCAAACGUUUCAGCUCCAAUAACCCGUUCGCUCCUCGCAAUGCAUCCGUAGCAGCCCCUACACAUACUCUCGAAGUUUUUACCAAGAGUGACGAGUUCGGCAAGUGGAACUUUGUAUCUGUUGACCCAUUGAUCAAAUCCGCUACGGCAACGUCUCGACGGCCGAUGAGCAGCUACGGGCUGGCAGCCGAUGUUACGGGGUCUGGGUGGGAUCGAGGGGAUGCACGACGCAGUGUCAUGGUCGGCAACGGUACUGGUGUGUUCUUGGCUGUGCCUGGCCAAGGGGGUGACGAUGGUGCAUUUAACGGCAGCUCUGAUCCAUGGCGACCUCAAAGUAGUGGGGGGUCACCGCGCCGCAGUCGAGAACUAUGGUAA